GGUCGGGCGAGGGUGGUGCUGCCGGCCCGAGGCGUAUCGAGGUGCCCCGGCCGCCUUCCAUCGAGGAGUUCACCAUCGUGAAGCCCAUCAGCCGCGGUGCCUUCGGGAAGGUGUACCUGGGCCGUAAGGCGGGCCGGCUGUACGCCGUGAAGGUGAUGAAAAAAGCAGACAUGAUCAAUAAGAACAUGGUUCACCAGGUCCAGGCAGAGAGGGAUGCUUUGGCUCUCAGCAAAAGUCCUUUUAUUGUGCACUUAUACUACUCACUUCAGUCAGCCAAUAAUGUCUAUCUGGUGAUGGAGUACCUUAUUGGUGGUGAUGUCAAGUCUCUACUCCAUAUUUAUGGAUAUUUUGAUGAAGAAAUGGCUGUCAAGUAUAUUUCUGAGGCAGCACUGGCUCUUGACUAUCUUCACAGACAUGGGAUAAUCCACAGGGAUCUGAAGCCAGACAAUAUGCUCAUUUCUAAUCAGGGCCACAUAAAGCUGACAGAUUUUGGGCUUUCCAGAGUUACUCUGAAUAGAGAUAUAAACAUGAUAGAUAUCCUUACUACACCAUCGAUGGCAAAGCCAAAACAUGACUACUCACGUACUCCAGGACAACUGUUGUCUCUUAUCAGCUCUCUGGGUUUUUAUACUCCUGUUGGAAUGAAAAUGCCGAUCAAUCCCAAUUCAGGCGGAGCAUCUGACAGUCUGCAUGAAGUGAUUUCACCCUUACCUAUGAUUGAGAAGGAAAACACUCCUCUUUCAACUAAAUUAUUCAAAACAGGUCUGGAUACUUCUCCAUUAACUCCUGUUAUGCCCAUGAGGAGUUUAACUCCUGCUCUGCUUAAGUCAAGGGAAAGGUUUGGUACCUCCACUGCCAGUAGUCAGUCUCAUAUGUAUUUGUCCAGUAUGGAAUCAGAAUGCUGCAGCAGCCCCAGGUGGGAGAAGGAUGUAGAGCAAACUGAAGAUGAGAUAUGUUCUACUACGGGCACAAGUAACAGCAGGCCAGCUCUCUCUUCUAGUAGAGAAUUACUAAAUAGCAAAGAUCCUAAAGUUCUAAAGAAAAAAGAACUAGAAUCUGCUAUUUCUCCCAUCAGUAGCAAUGAUUCUGGUAGCAGGCAGAAGCUGGGAACCGAACGUUCUGAAAUAACAGAUACUCCAGUGACUACACUGGAUAUGAAAGGAGUAGUAAGAAAAUGCCUCUCAGAAAACAAGAUCUGGGAAGAAAAAGUCAUUGCAAAUAGAGAGAUGACCAGUGAGAUGUCAGAAACUGCCAGUUCCCAACAAUCACCUUUGUUCCUGAAAGGUUCUGUCAAGCCAAUCAAAGAAGAAGAAAGUUUUGAAAAGCCAGGUGUAAAAAGAAGCUUUGAACUUGUUGAUACGAGUCCUUGUCAGGAAUUUAACCAUGUUAAAAAAACAAAUGCAGAAUAUAAACGUGGUUGUCGGAUCUCAGAAUUUUCAGCAAGCAAAAGUACAGGUUUGACAACUGAAAUUCAAUCCUUAAUGCUUUGUGGUGAGACCUGUGAAAGCAAAGAAGUUAUGGGAUGUAUUGAUAGGCAACAAACAGAAAAAACAAUUGUUCCAGUUGUAGCCAAAAAUCUUUUGUGUGAUCUGGAUGCGGAUCAUGAAAAGGAUAAAAGAGAGUACAUGAACUCAAGUCUUUUGUGCGCUGAUGAUGAAAAACCUUUAGGAGCCCUGAGUGCAGAUUCUGACCUUUCAUUUCCUGAAAUGUCUGUUCCAGAAAGUCAUUUAGAAAAGCAGCUCCUAGAUUUGGAUAAAGGUGUUAAAGACCUCUCCUUUGAGGAACCUAAAGCAGAAGACUUGCUAACAGCAUCACCUGACUGCCAAGAUGCUUCACAAAAUGGAGGGGAAACAGAUGUUGUUCAGAACUGCAGGAUGCUAUGUUGUGAGCAGGAUAAUCAUCAAAAACACCCUGAAGAAACUUACCCUGACACCACAUCGUCUCCUUCUGAAAAGAUUAUGGGAACAGUUAAUCUCUUCAGAAAAAAUAAUGUUGUUUUUCGAAGUUACAAUAGUCCAAUUAAUAUAUCUAACGCAUCAGAUCCAUGUAGCAUGGCUUCUUUAGACAUAACGGAUCUUUCACCUGCUUGUAGUGGCUCCUACCCAACAGCUAUUACUCCACUGCAGAAAGGAAGACCAUACAGAGCCUUUCAGACACCUUGUCAGGGGGAUGCUGGCACACCAUACAGGACCCCAAAGAGUGUAAGAAGAGGAGCUGCCCCAGUGGAAGCUGAACGCAUCCUGGGGACUCCAGACUACUUGGCACCUGAGCUGCUUUUGACAAAGCCUCAUGGUUCUGCUGUGGACUGGUGGGCUCUUGGAGUUUGCCUGUUUGAGUUUCUAACAGGAAUUCCACCUUUUAAUGAUGAAACACCAGCACAAGUCUUCCAGAAUAUUUUGAAAAGAGAUAUUCCCUGGCCAGAGGGUGAAGAAAAGCUGUCUGACAGUGCCCAAAAUGCAAUAGAUAUUCUUCUAACCUUUGACAGUGCAAAGAGAGCUGGACUGAAGGAACUGAAGCAUCACCCCCUCUUUCAUGGUGUAGACUGGGAUAAUCUACAGAAUCAGCCUAUGCCUUUCAUACCACAGCCAGAUGAUGAAACUGAUACCUCUUACUUUGAAGCUAGGAAUAAUGCACAGCACCUGACUGUGUCUGGAUUUAGCCUAUAGCAUCAAGAUGAAAAACAUCAAGAUGUGUUUUUUGCACAGCUGCAGGUUGUUCUACAACACUAACACGCUCUGAAGAUUCCUUGCCAGAUUUAACAUGUUUUAAGUUCCCAGUCUGCUUUUAUUAUUGUAUCCUUUACUCUGAGGUGAGACUACUGUAUGAAAUUUAGCUGCAUUCAUGCUACUCUUAUUUCACGUACUGCACCUUACUGGAGCCAGUGUUGUAUUUCUUAAAGGAGGUGACACUUGCCAUGGCAAAAAAUAAAAAAUAAAAAAUAGGGCUUAGUAUCAAUGAGCAAAUUGAGCUAGCAGGUGGGAAGUUGUUUUAUAGUUAAACAUAAUAGGGAAAGGUGAAAGUCCAUGCUCGCUGCAUGUAGAGGUGGUUCAGUGUACUGACUGUCUUGUUUCGGAAUAAUCCUUUCUGACCACUGUGCAAAACUGAUGUUUUCAUUCACAGUGGAAAACAAAUCUUAAUGCAGCAUUAAAACAGUGCAAUGCUGUUCAUCUUAAGGUUUAAGACAGUGGUUUUCCAAAUUAUCUCUGCUGUGUAAGGCCCAUUAAUGUAGGAAAGACUGGCUGUAAUUCUUCUGGGAGACCAUUGGUGCAGGGAUGUAUACUGGGAUCAGUUGUGCUAGACAUGUAGUGUUUGAAUUGUUGCAUUGUAAGCACUCACACUGUGAGGAGACCAACCAGUGUGCCUGCAUCCCAGUGGUUACUGCUUCUAAAUAGAAAAUGCUGGGUGUCUGUGCUCAGCCGUGUCAGAUUUCAAUGGUAAAACUUUCAGUGGUAGAAAGUAAAAUACACCCGAGUGCUGGCUGAUGCAGGAGGUAUCAUUAGCACCGAAGCUGCUAUGUACUAAAGACUACAAUGUAUUGCAAAGAAACAGUUGUUUUGUAAAUUCACAGCCAGAUUUUAGAGUUUGGAAUUUGUUACAAAUGUGCAUUCAGUAUUAUGUGUUCUAAUUAUGGGGAAAGUAUAUUUAAAUGUAUUUUAAAACUGCAAUACAGCUUGCGUUUGCUAGAUCUUAAAGGUUUACUUGUGGGUAAUUGUUAAACUAUCUUUUUUAGUAUUUUUUUCUUGCAUAGCUGUGAUAUCCUCAGCCAACUUGCUGCAGAUUUUUAUUUUUCAGGUUUGUGCUUAGCUAGAUGUCACUUGUGCUAGACAGUGGCUCCAGCUAGUGGCCAUGUCCUGAAGCUGAGCACUUUGCUGAUGGGUCCUGUUAAGGGACUUCUGCAUUUCAUGUAGGGAACGAAGCUGUCCCUUCAUUGCCCUGCUCCCAUGCCCUAGGCAUGAGUCUUAGCAAUGCAGUUCUGAGAGAACACUUGGCUAGGCCUUGUGCUUUCCUUCCAGGUAGCUUGGGAAAGGUAUUGUAGGAGAAAGGAAGGUUCUGAAGGGACGGAAGGGCUGAUUCUUAUUAACUCAGAACAUUUGUCCCUGUUAGAGCUGGUACAUUUCAUGGUGGAAUAGAACCUUGGGAAGCUGCAAAACACACAGUGACCCUCACUCUGUGACCCUCACUCUGUUUGACACAGACUUCAGUUUCUGAAGACUUCUAAACUGUUGAUUCUUAUGGAAAGCAAUGUUACAUGAGCAAUGUGCAAGGAAUUAAAUGUGAAGUUAUUGAAUCCACUUCCAUAGACAACACUGAGUAUGAUCAGAGAUUCUUUACCAUACUAAUUUAAUAAAAAUGCAAAUUUUUACUCUGCGAACUUUGGAAAAUAGAAAUUAAAACAAAAAACACUCACUGUACAAUUCCUUUUUCUUUAUUUGCACUCUUGUUUAAGAGAACUGAUCUUACAGGAAUGAAUAUCAGUUUCAUGCUAAGAAAGCUAUUCUAUAAAAGUGUGUUCAGAAAUGAUGCAAAUAAAACACUGCAGCUGUUGUGUACAGUACCUUAUAAAUGGUUAUGAAGUGCUCCCUAUCAUGGGGGAGGGUGGAUAGUUACAGUGGCUGACAUCUUGAAGAUAAACAGCUUCUAACUCCUUGAAAUCAUUCUCAGUCAGCUGCCAGCGCCACAGGAGCUGCUAAGCUUUUCCAAACCAAUUGAAGGAGCUGUAGAACUACCCAAGGUUCAGCUGACUUUGAGGUAAUACAAAGCUUUUGCAAUUACAUAGAGUGAGAGAGGAUGGUGUGGGCAGCUGCCAGGCACAGAGUUGUAUUAACGUCCGAUGGUUCUUUUAAUGGGUUAUAUAAUGCAGCACAAAACCUACAGAUGCUGUAGAACCAUGAAUCUGCUGACAAACCAGUGUGUUUAAUGCAAACCAU
Messenger RNA from Lagopus leucura (white-tailed ptarmigan), 4928 nucleotides. RefSeq names its product microtubule associated serine/threonine kinase like (gene MASTL). The coding region runs from base 156 to 2666 and encodes 836 amino acids. The transcript is spliced from 12 exons. Gene Ontology annotation, cellular component: nucleus. Gene Ontology annotation, biological process: peptidyl-serine phosphorylation; intracellular signal transduction. Lineage: Eukaryota; Metazoa; Chordata; Aves; Galliformes; Phasianidae. Gene Ontology annotation, molecular function: protein serine/threonine kinase activity; ATP binding. The record is from RefSeq and is a predicted model, not a curated record.